This is a messenger RNA of Saprolegnia parasitica CBS 223.65, 711 nucleotides long. RefSeq lists its product as hypothetical. NCBI's taxonomy places the organism in Eukaryota, Oomycota, Saprolegniomycetes, Saprolegniales, Saprolegniaceae. The record is from RefSeq and is a predicted model, not a curated record. The transcript has 2 exons. The annotation marks the transcript as partial. Gene Ontology annotation, molecular function: protein binding.
AUGCAGCGUCUUCUUCUCACGCUGCUAACGCUCCCAGCCGUAGUCUCUAGCUUGGGGCUUCAAGGAGGCACAUGUGCGGCCAAUUGCACCUCUUCCAAGCAAGUGGUCUACUGCGCCCUCUCCAACUCGACAACUGCGUACGACGUUUCGUUCAGCAACCAGUGCGAGUGCCUCGCUGCCAAGUGCAAGAACCGCAAGAUUCAUUGCUUUGCGAGCGCGGCCAAAACAUGCGACCCGACGUGCUUGUCCAAGCUCGCCAAGUGCAAGCCCAACCAAGUCGCACCUGUCUGCGGGUCCAACGGCGCGACGUACGACCAUCUGUGCUACCUCAAGGCCGCACGGUGCCUCAACCCAAGCAUUGAAUUCCUCUCGCCAGGCAAGUGCCCGUCGACCAUGGGCAAGUGCGGCCUCGGCAAGUGUUCGAAAACCAAGGGCAAGGAAAAGGUGUGUGCUACGCUCAAGGGUGCCACGAUCAAGUUCAAGAACGAAUGCUUAUUAACGGCCGCAACCUGCGUCAACGCAGCUGUCACGCCCGUCGACUGCCCGAAGACGAAACCAGCCACCAAUUCGACGGGCAGUGGUGCCACCUUCUCGGUCGACGAGGCGGACGACCCGGAGCUGGCCGACGACAUUGGGCUACUCGAAGUGCCCGUCGACACGAGCGAAAAUAACUUCGACCUUUUCAUCUCGGACGACGUCAUGACGAUGGAG